Molecule: messenger RNA, 3284 nt
Organism: Harmonia axyridis
Lineage: Eukaryota; Metazoa; Arthropoda; Insecta; Coleoptera; Coccinellidae
Exons: 4
Coding region: 197-2878 (893 amino acids)
Source: RefSeq, a predicted model, not a curated record
ACGAAAAACAUCCCAAAGCCGUAUCACACCUAAACAGUGUUUUUCAAACGUUAUUUUCAACCGUGAAUAUUGAUGAAGUGCAAUUUAUACCAUUGAAGUGUGAUUUUGGGAAAGCAAACCCCGUCCAAUUAAUUGAAAGCCCAAUUUUUAUACUAUCUCACCUUCACUCAGGAGUUAUGGAACCUGAAAUAUAACAAUGUCCAGAAUCUUAGAGCAAUUUCUGGAGAAGAAACUCAACGAAUACAGAAGAAAGUCGAAAACUAUACUGAUUGUUUACAAAUGUCGAUACGAUGGAAUGAAGAAAUCAAGAGCACAUAAGACAAAGAAAAUUAUCAGAAACGUUUACAAAGUCCACGACUUCGUCGAUACCAGAAGUUCAAAGAAUGAUUUACAUUGUGCUGAAAAGUACAGCAACGAUGUCCUGGAUGAAAUUCUUGAAACAUGGUCGAGUUCAUCAAGAACAGAUAUUUCGAACAUAUUUGACGAAUCUUGUGAAUCAAAUUCAGAUUUUAUCGACAUGGAUGAUGAUCAGAUCAGUUCUUCAUCAGAGCACGACGUAAAUUUUCCUUACAGCGAUCCGAAGAGAAUAGUGCCACUUCUUUAUUGGAAUAUAGAAACAGAAUACACAAAACAAACAUUGGAAGAAGAAUGUGAUAAGAAUUGCAAGAGGAAGAAAAAGCCAAAACUUGAUCCCAUCCAUCUGGAUACUAUAUCACGAUUGAGGUUGCAAAGUUUCAUCAGGAGUUUAUGUGAAGAUAGGUGUAACUCUAAGCUAUGUCAACCGGACCCAGAUGAAGGUAAAAAGUCUUCUAGUAAACUACGGAAGAAGCGAAAAGAUAAAAAGUGUUGUAAGCUCAAGAAAGAUACAUCAAUGGUGUCUUUUCAUAUAACAGUGCCAAAACAAACCAAAUCUGUGUUACUGAAGAAUGAUGAUCUGAAUACAAAAAAACCAACGAAAUGUCAGGGCAGAAAAAAUGACGACUCGACAAAAUGUAAGAAUUGUCCUUAUUUCAAAAAAGAUAUCAAUAUUGAAUCUGAACCUUCGAAUGGAGGCUGUACUAUACCAGAUCCAGCCAAUUUAACCUUCCAGGUGGGGAAUCAAACGAUAACAAUAACCAUGAGAAAUGCAUGUAACAAUAUUGAUGAACAACAAAAACCAAACACACCUCUUACACCACAAAAAUUGAAAGAAGACUACGGUAACAGCGAAGGAAUAAAGAAAUGUUGUGCACAUACCGUUCACAAAGAGAACACUCAAGGCAAUUAUGCGAAAGAAAAGAAAUGUGACUGUCUACAAAAAUUGGAAAAGAGUAUGAAAAGGGAGCUUCAGAAUUGCAGGGUUCCCCAGUUGAAUCAUGAUGAUGGAUCAGUUAAUAAAAUAAGAGUAUGUAAAUGUCAACAAAACAAACCGAAAGCACAACAACAAGUUUAUGAAUCUGGUGAUAGAAACGGUAAGAGUUGUACAUGUAAAUUGAAAGCGAUGAAAAACGACAUUGAAUCAAAAAGAUCCGAAGACUCUGAAGAAAUUGAAGUAAUUGAGUUAUCCGGCAAAAAUUACCCUCGGUGCGUGAAAAUUUGUCUGGAACCCGGACCAGAAAAUGGCAAUGAAGUUCAAGAGGAGGAACCAAGACCAAGAAACGACGUCAAAUCGUGUGGGUGCAAAUUAUGUACAGCACGGAGAAACGCGGAGAUGCAGAGGGAGAUGGAAAACAAUACUCCUAAGAAAUCUCAUAAGUGCCAGUGUAAAGAUGCAAGCAUGAAUUUUAACAGACCAAAGGCCAACGACAAGAGUUGCGAUUGCUCCAGACCUCCGGAAAAAAAGAGCUGCAAUUGCCCGAAGUCGCAAAAGAAGCAACCAGAAAAAGUGAACAAAUGUUGUCAGUGCCAUCAGGACCAGGACAAAAACACUCAAGUCGAGAUGACCAAGGAUCAGUCUACAGAACCGAAAGAAAUAACCGAAGGUGUAUUAGCGAAGGAGGAAACAACUGAGUUGAAUGAGGAAAAUACCGAACCAAAAAGAAAGUCUGUCGAAGAAACAUACGCGGUUAGUACGGAAAUCUCAAGCAGAAGAUCUUCCAAAGCAUCAUCCGUCAAAGAAUCUGAUACUGAGAUGAAGGACAAGAGUUGCUCAUGCUGUAUUUGCGACAACGAAACAGACGAAGAUUCCGAUUCAGAAUGUGGUUGUGGAAGCAUACACGAAGACUAUGAAGAUGCAGAGGUAUUUCCCACCUGUGGCAAAAACUACAACGAACGAAGCGAACGAGAACAAUCUUGUAAGUGUGAAACAGGAUCAGAAAAGAUAAUUCAUAUAAAGCCAAUACUUAGAAACUGCAAAAAAGUAGAUAAACCGAGAUCAGAAAAACGUUCGUGUACAUAUGAAUCAUGCGACAAUGACGAUACUGAAUUAACACAGAAAACAUCGCCAAAUAGAAAUAAAGACAGGUGUUUAAAAAAAAAGUUUUCAUCCACGGAAGAUAUGAUCGAAUGCGAAUGUGAAGAAUUUGAACAGCUUAUCGAAGAACUGGAGGAAUACUGCCGGAUUAAAUGCGCUUCAAACAGUCCGACAACAUCAGCCGAGGAACCUGUUUUUAUGGUUCAAAGAGAUAGGUGCAAGAGCCCUACCUUCCACAUAGGUACUACUCUAUCAAAACGAACGAGGAAGAUGUUGGAAAGGAAAGGUCUUGUUUUUGCAACCCAGAACGUAGAAGUUAAUCCCAAGAUAUAUAACAACCCAGAAUCUAAAUCAGAUAUUCAAUACUGUUAUCCUAGGGUAACAUCCUGCAAACUAAGCGAUCAAAGAUUAAGAAGAAGAGAGAGAAUGAGAUCUCAAAGCAGAAAAUCUCGCAUCGAAGAGAUAAUAGGUUUUGUUCUACCGUAGUCUUAUUAAAAAGGAGUUUCACUGUGCUCAGUCGGAUUUGAACAUGUCGGUAAAGAAUCCCACGCCUGUACUUCUAAACGUCAGAAUAAAAUAACUCCUGAAUCGAGCAACGACUCGAUAGAAGAUGAGAAUGUUGUCUCCCACCCAAAUGACAAUCUGUUCGAUGUAAAAAGGAAUCCGAGGAAAAGUACCAGCAAGAACUUAGCCAUCGGUAAGGACCAUGUAAAUACGAAAAGAUGUUAACUAAUUGCUCUGAUUAUUAGAUGGAAUCCUAUCGACCCAAGGAGCACCAAAAUAUGGACGGAUAUGUGAGCCUUAUCUGAACAAAUACAAUGAAAACACGCAGAACCGAAUUAACCUGAAGAAAAGUGUUUUUCUCAUACCAGCCUUACUGGAGAAAAUUGAA